AUGGCUAUUUCUAUCACCUUCAUCCCCUUCCUCACCUUCAUCACCUUCAUCCCCUUCCUCACCUUCAUCCCCUUCCUCACCUUCAUCCCCUUCCUCACCUUCAUCACCUUCAUCCCCUUCCUCACCUUCAUCCCCUUCCUCACCUUCAUCCCCUUCCUCACCUUCAUCACCUUCAUCCCCUUCCUCCCCUUCCUCACCUUCAUCCCCUUCCUCACCUUCAUCACCUUCAUCCCCUUCCUCACCUUCAUCCCCUUCCUCACCUUCAUCACCUUCAUCCCCUUCCUCCCCUUCCUCACCUUCAUCCCCUUCCUCCCCUUCCUCACCUUCAUCCCCUUCAUCACUUUCAUCCCCUUCAUCACCUUCCUCCCCUUCCUCACCUUCAUCCCCUUCCUCCCCUUCCUCACCUUCAUCCCCUUCAUCACUUUCAUCCCCUUCAUCACCUUCCUCCCCUUCCUCACCUUCAUCCCCUUCCUCACCUUCAUCACCUUCAUCCCCUUCCUCACCUUCAUCACCUUCAUCCCCUUCCUCACCUUCAUCCCCUUCCUCACCUUCAUCACCUUCAUCCCCUUCCUCACCUUCAUCCCCUUCCUCACCUUCAUCACCUUCAUCCCCUUCCUCCCCUUCCUCACCUUCAUCCCCUUCCUCCCCUUCCUCACCUUCAUCCCCUUCAUCACCUUCAUCCCCUUCAUCACCUUCCUCCCCUUCCUCACCUUCAUCCCCUUCCUCCCCUUCCUCACCUUCAUCCCCUUCAUCACUUUCAUCCCCUUCAUCACCUUCCUCCCCUUCCUCACCUUCAUCACCUUCCUCACCUUCAUCCCCUUCCUCACCUUCAUCACCUUCAUCCCCUUCCUCACCUUCAUCCCCUUCCUCACCUUCAUCACCUUCAUCCCCUUCCUCCCCUUCAUCCCAUUCAUCACCUUCAUCCCCUUCAUCACCUUCCUCCCCUUCAUCACUUUCAUCCCCUUCCUCACCUUCAUCACCUUCAUCCCCUUCCUCACCUUCAUCCCCUUCCUCACCUUCAUCACCUUCAUCCCCUUCCUCACCUUCAUCCCCUUCCUCACCUUCAUCACCUUCAUCCCCUUCCUCACCUUCAUCCCCUUCCUCACCUUCAUCACCUUCAUCCCCUUCCUCCCCUUCCUCACCUUCAUCCCCUUCCUCACCUUCAUCACCUUCAUCCCCUUCCUCCCCUUCCUCACCUUCAUCCCCUUCAUCACCUUCAUCCCCUUCAUCACCUUCCUCACCUUCAUCCCCUUCCUCACCUUCAUCACCUUCAUCCCCUUCCUCCCCUUCCUCACCUUCAUCCCCUUCCUCCCCUUCCUCACCUUCAUCCCCUUCCUCCCCUUCAUCCCAUUCAUCACCUUCAUCCCCUUCAUCACCUUCCUCCCCUUCAUCACUUUCAUCCCCUUCCUCACCUUCAUCACCUUCAUCCCCUUCCUCACCUUCAUCCCCUUCCUCACCUUCAUCACCUUCAUCCCCUUCCUCACCUUCAUCCCCUUCCUCACCUUCAUCACCUUCAUCCCCUUCCUCACCUUCAUCCCCUUCCUCACCUUCAUCACCUUCAUCCCCUUCCUCACCUUCAUCCCCUUCCUCACCUUCAUCACCUCAUCCCCUUCCUCCCCUUCCUCACCUUCAUCCCCUUCCUCCCCUUCCUCACCUUCAUCCCCUUCAUCACUUUCAUCCCCUUCAUCACCUUCCUCCCCUUCCUCACCUUCAUCCCCUUCCUCACCUUCAUCACCUUCAUCCCCUUCCUCACCUUCAUCCCCUUCCUCACCUUCAUCACCUUCAUCCCCUUCCUCACCUUCAUCCCCUUCCUCACCUUCAUCACCUUCAUCCCCUUCCUCCCCUUCCUCACCUUCAUCCCCUUCAUCACCUUCCUCACCUUCAUCCCCUUCCUCACCUUCAUCACCUUCCUCCCCUUCCUCACCUUCAUCCCCUUCCUCCCCUUCAUCCCCUUCCUCCCCUUCCUCACCUUCAUCCCCUUCCUCCCCUUCCUCCCCUUCAUCCCCUUCCUCCCCUUCCUCACCUUCAUCCCCUUCCUCCCCUUCCUCACCUUCAUCCCAUUCAUCACUUUCAUCCCCUUCAUCACUUUCAUCCCCUUCAUCACCUUCAUCCCCUUCAUCACCUUCCUCCCCUUCAUCCCCUUCAUCACCUUCAUCCCCUUCAUCACCCACCGUCGUACCUGUGCUCUCCUCUACAUCUGCAGCGUACCUGUGCAGUGUACCUGUGCUCUCCUCUACGUCUGCAGCGUACCUGUGCAGUGUACCUGUGCUCUCCUCUACGUCUGCAGCGUACCUGUGCUCUCCUCUACGUCUGCAGCGUACCUGUGCUCUCCUCUACGUCUGCAGCGUACCUGUGCUCUCCUCUACGUCUGCAGCGUACCUGUGCUCUGUUGUCGGUCCCGUUGGCAGACAGGAGCAGAAGAAGAGGAGCAGAGGAGGAGGAGCAGAGGAGCAGAGGAAGAGGAGCAGAGGAAGAGGAGCAGAGGAGCAGAGGAAGAGGAGCAGAGGAAGAGGAGCAGAGGAGGAGGAGCAGAGGAGGAGGAGCAGAGGAGCAGGAGAAGAGGAGGAGGAGCAGAGGAAGAGGAGCAGAGGAAGAGGAGCAGAGGAGGAGGAGCAGAGGAGGAGGAGCAUGGGAAGAGGAGCAGAGGAGGAGGAGCAGAGGAAGAGGAGCAGAGGAAGAGGAGCAGAGGAGGAGGAGCAGAGGAAGAGGAGCAGAGGAAGAGGAGCAGAGGAGGAGGAGCAGAGGAAGAGGAGCAGAGGAAGAGGAGCAGAGGAGGAGGAGCAGAGGAAGAGGAGCAGAGGAGGAGGAGCAGAGGAAGAGGAGCAGAGGAAGAGGAGCAGAGGAAGAGGAGCAGAGGAGGUGGAGCACAGGAAGAGGAGCAGAGGAAGAAGAGCAAAGGAGGAGCAGAGGAAGAAGAGCAAAGGAGGAGGAGCAGAGGAAGAAGAGCAAAGGAGGAGGAUGGAGAUGAUUUGA
Molecule: messenger RNA, 2973 nt
Organism: Knipowitschia caucasica
Lineage: Eukaryota; Metazoa; Chordata; Actinopteri; Gobiiformes; Gobiidae
Source: the annotation of a GenBank genome assembly